AUGGCAUCUAGAGAUUUACCCCACUCAUUUAACGAACUUGCUGUUGGUUGGACUAAACAUCUUAAAAAUGAAAUUAUCAUUGGUAAAAAUUCAGAAGAAUUAAUUGAAGAAGAUUUUCAACCUGAUGAAGAUGCAGUAAUAGAAUCUAAAGUUCGAUUCCAAAAUUUAUGGCCAGCAAUCGCCAGUGGUGCUGGGUUGUUUUCAGAUGGGUAUGUCAAUAAUUCCAUCGGUAUCGUGUUGUCAUGUUUGAAGAUUAUCUACGGCGAAGAGUUUACACAAUCAAAUGCUAUCAACAAUAUUGGUUCCAUUGGUUUCGUGGGUACUGUUGUUGGUCAAUUAAGUUUUGGUUACAUAUCUGAUAGAAUUGACAGAAAAGGAGGUAUGAUGGCAGCUAAUGUCAUGUUGAUUUUCUUUACUUUAUUAUGUGCCAUCGGUUCAUGGGGUGUUACAGUACAAGGAUUUUUUGCAUGUUUAACUGUUUGGAGAUUCUUUUUGGGAGUUGCUAUUGGUGCAGAAUAUCCUACGUCUUCAGUUGUUGCAUCUGAAUUUGCUAAUCAAUUACCUGCUGGUCACAGAAACAGAUACUUUAUCUGGUUUACUGGGUUCAUGAUUGAUUUCGGGUUUGUCAUUUCUGCGUUUGUUCCAUUUGUUUUAUUGUGGAUCUUUACUGAAAGACAUUUGAGAGCUUUGUGGAGAGUUGCCAUUGGUAUUGGUGCAUUGCUUCCUACAGUUUUGUUUUUCAUUAGAUUGAAAAUGGGAAACUCCAAGUCAUUUGAAAAAUUACACAUGAAAAAGGUCAAAUACAGAGAUUAUCCAUGGUGGUUGAUUGUCAAAUUCUAUUGGUUCCGAUUGACAAUUGUAUCAUUAAUCUGGUUUAUUUACAACUUUUCUGUUUAUUCUUUUGGUACUUUUAACGCUAUAAUUUUGGGUCAAAUUAUCCCUGAUGCUCCAUUAUGGCAACAAUGGGGUUGGUCUGUUGUCUUUAACUUAUUCUACAUGCCUGGUGUCUUCCUUGGUGCUUUCUCUGCUGAUUUCUUAGGUCCAAGAUUAACUUUGGGUCUCGGUGUUGGCUUGCAAGGUAUUAUUGGUAUCAUUAUGUCUGCUUGUUUGAACAGUUUGAGAAAGCACGUGGCUGGCUUCACUGUUGUUUUUGGUAUUUUUGCAACUUUGGGUGAAUUUGGUCCAGGGGGUAACAUUGGUUUACUUGCGUCAAAAACAAGUGCUACUUCAAUCAGAGGUCAAUAUUAUGGUAUUGCUGCAGCCAUGGGUAAAAUCGGUGCAUUUGUUGGUACCUGGAUUUUCCCAGCUAUUCAAAGAAAAUAUGCUGAUCCAGCUAAUCCAGAUUUGGAAUUACAAGUUCCAUUCUAUGUCAGUUCUGCAUUAUGUUUAUUUAGUGCAUUGCUAACCUUCUUUUUCUGUCCACCAGUUGGCCAAGAUGCAAUUAACAGAGAGGAUCAAGAUUUUGUUAACUAUUUGGAACAAAAUGGGUUUGAUAUCACUCAAUUGGGUGAAGGUUCUGUUAGCGAAAUAGAAUCAGAUGCUAUUCAAGAAUCUGAUUCUGUUGAAAAGAUCAACGAAAAAGUUGAAACCAGUCAAAAAUUGGCCUAA
Candida tropicalis MYA-3404 is the source of this 1608-nucleotide messenger RNA. RefSeq lists its product as uncharacterized. Bases 1 to 1608 code for a protein of 535 amino acids. Gene Ontology annotation, cellular component: plasma membrane. Gene Ontology annotation, molecular function: carboxylic acid transmembrane transporter activity. The record is from RefSeq and is a predicted model, not a curated record. Gene Ontology annotation, biological process: carboxylic acid transport; transmembrane transport. NCBI's taxonomy places the organism in Eukaryota, Fungi, Ascomycota, Pichiomycetes, Serinales, Debaryomycetaceae. The transcript has a single exon.